AUGGCGCUUGUACACUUCGUUGCGGUAGGGACCGCCAUAUUCCUGCUUUUAUAUCCCAUUAUCGAAUAUUUCGUGGACUCGAAGAACCUGCGGCGCUUCCCUUCCCCGGGUAUCGCUGGCUUCUCAGAUCUGUGGGCUCUCCGAUAUCACUGGACAAACAACCGGUACGAGGCGAUACACAAAGCACACCGCCGCCUUGGGCCCGUUGUGCGAAUCCAGCCCCAUCAUAUCUCAUUCACGGACCCGCGAGCCUUGAAAGAUAUAUAUGGACAUGGAUCUGCCAUAAUAAAGGCUCCUUAUUAUGACAACAUCGCCGGCGACUACCACGACGUUGCCAAUUCAAUCGACCGCGCUGAGCACUCCAGGAAGAGAAGGAUCAUGAGCCACAUGUUCAGCCACAAUUAUAUUCUGACCAUGGAAGAAGUCAUCGACCAAGUCCUGUCCGAGCUCAUCAGGGCGCUGGACAAGAGGCUGGCCCAGGACCUUGACAUUAGGUACUGGUUCAAUCUCUUUACAUUCGAUGCCAUCUCUAACCUAUCAUUUUCGCAACCAUUCGGCUUUCUGGAGAAAGGCGACGACCUCACGCUCUGCGAGCGACCAGACGGCUCGACCUAUCCCGUCAAGAUCGUCCAGACGUUCCACGAUGCCACUACGUACGCUGCCUUCAUGGGCCACGCCAGGCCAGGUCUUGCCUCUCUCAUCAAGAACGUCUUCGGCCUUAUUCGGGCACACGGGGCUAAAGCACUGCGAGAUUUCGGAGCCAUGUGCACAUAUCAAGCGAACAUGCGCAUCAAAUCAGGUAAAGGAGACCGAUUCGACUUUUUCUCCAAACUUGAAGAAACCCCUAAGGGCCAGAGCUCUCCGAUGCCUUAUGGUGAACAGGUAGCGGAAGCAGGCAUUAUGCUAAACGCCGGAAGCGACACCACGUCCAGCGGACUGACAAAUACAAUCUUCCUGCUACUGAAACACCCGCUAGCGCUCCGCAAACUCCGCCAGGAGCUGGAAAGCAUCACGGCUGUGAACGAGACCACCCCGGCAUUUGACAAGCUCAUGGGGUCCCCCUAUCUCCGGGCGUGCAUUGAUGAAUCGCUGCGUCUUCGCCCUCCCGUCGCUAUAGGUCUCCCGCGCAUGACGCCUGCCCAAGGAGCAACCAUAUGUGGCUAUUUCAUCCCCGGCGCUGUCACCGUCUCCGCCCCUAUUCUGGAGCUCAACAGGCAUCCGGAUCUUUUCCCCAAUCCCGACGAAUUCGACCCUGACAGAUGGUUCGAUGAGAAGCAGCUACCCAAUCUCAAGGAAUACGUCCAGCCAUUCUCGAUCGGCGGUAGAGGCUGCGUUGGGAGGAACCUGGCGAUGAUUGAGCUUACCAAGGUCGUCGCCACUGUGGUAAACAGAUACAACGUGGAGCUUUUGCAGGAUGAGUUGCCUUUUGUUGAGAGGUUCAAUAUGAACCCAGGGGCAUGCCAUGUCAAGCUGACCAUGCGGAAGAGGUAG
Messenger RNA from Penicillium brasilianum, 1491 nucleotides. The record is from the annotation of a GenBank genome assembly. NCBI's taxonomy places the organism in Eukaryota, Fungi, Ascomycota, Eurotiomycetes, Eurotiales, Aspergillaceae.